This is a messenger RNA of Mesorhabditis spiculigera, 330 nucleotides long. NCBI's taxonomy places the organism in Eukaryota, Metazoa, Nematoda, Chromadorea, Rhabditida, Rhabditidae. The record is from the annotation of a GenBank genome assembly.
AUGGGCCGCCGGGGCCUCCAGGACCAGCUGGAUACAAGGGGCAACCUGGUAUGGUUGGAGAGCCAGGAAUUCAUGGUGAAAGCGGACAACGAGGCCCGAUCGGGCCAACCGGUCAAGUUGGACAGGCUGGUGUACCUGGGCCCCCUGGGCCUCCUGGACGGCCCGGACAAUCUGGACAGACGAUCGAACGGGAUGGACCGCCUGGAGAACCUGGACUUCCAGGCCCACCUGGACCCAGAGGACCACCCGGCCCCGAAGGUCUCCCCGGGACUUCGCGGAGAAACUGGCACCUGCACUCAUUGCGCUCCUCCCCGGACAGCUCCUGGCUAU